CCCAAAGCAGCAAUAGGACCGGGGCCGGGGGAUGUUCUGGACAGCCAAAGAUGACAAACCCGAUUCCCAUCGAUCGACCCGCCGUUUUGAAGGAUGAUGACAUCGUCCUAUUCUUUUUUUCCUCUUCUGCUGCUUCUGAUCACUGAAGUAAGUUAGUAAGUCGGUAAGUCAGUCAGUCAGUAACUCGGAGUAGGGUCUCUCCACUAAGGUAGUCUCCAUUCGGAUUUCGGAAACGUGGACCCCCGAUAGAGACGUGUGGUCCAGACAAAUGAACUGAACAUCCGAGAAGUAAUUCUCUGGACUGUUGGUACAGAAAACAACCCGAACGGUUGAAAAGGUGUUUCCCCAUGCGCCGCCCAUUGAUCGCGUCCAUCGCAUAUAAACCAUCGACCACACCACGGUUAAUCCUUCCCUCGUUCUCCGCGCAAUCCUGCAUUCCGCUUCCUUCCCCGCUCCGCAACAGCUCCUGUUUCUUUGCGAUUACUACUACUGCUCGUCCUCGUCCUCGUCCAUCGCGACAACCACAACAACUAUACUUCACCCUCUCACCAACCCACCAUCUGCGACUCAGUUCAUCCUCCGCAGCAAACAUGUCUUCCGCUACCACUUUCUACGACUUCGAGCCCGUCGAUAAAAAGGGCAACCCCUUCCCCCUCACCGACGUGAAGGGCAAAGUCGUCCUCGUGGUCAACACCGCCUCGAAGUGCGGCUUCACCCCGCAGUUCAAGGGGUUGGAGACUCUCUACCAGGAGCUCAAGGCCCAGUACCCAGAGGACUUCACCAUCCUGGGCUUCCCUUGCAACCAGUUCGGCAGCCAGGACCCCGGGUCCAACGACGAGAUCCAGUCCUUCUGCCAGCUCAACUACGGCGUCACCUUCCCCGUGCUGGGCAAGCUCGACGUCAACGGCGACAAGGCCCACCCCGUGUGGACCUGGAUGAAGCAGGAGCAGCCGGGCCUGCUGGGCAUGAAGCGCAUCAAGUGGAACUUUGAGAAGUUCCUGAUCUCCGCCGACGGCAAGGUGGUCGGCCGCUGGGCCAGUCUGACCAAGCCCGAGUCUCUGAAGGAGCCGAUCGUCCAGGAGAUCGAGAAGGCGCGGAAGGAGGGCAAGCUGGCCUCCCAGACUAAGGGUGCUGCUGCUGCUGAGGAAGCUCCUACUGCUACGGCGGCGGCUGCCGCGCCGACUCCUGCUGAGGGUGCUGAGGCCAACCUCUAAACAGAAUAAAUCCGAUUACGUUGGGAGAGUCUAAUUCGGGUUCGUGGGAAGUUGCGUGGGUCGUUUCAAGUGUGAUACCAUUUCCUUAUUUGUUGUUUCGUUUCUUCUAGGUGGUGGCCUUUAUGAAUACAAUGCUCGUUUUGAUUCUGACGAGCUGCCUUGUUCCGUGUAUUGAUUAAUAUGAACCAGAACGGAAUACCCAUCAAGGUCGUUGAGAUCCGCCCAACGCAG
Messenger RNA from Aspergillus japonicus CBS 114.51, 1445 nucleotides. Its product is annotated as glutathione peroxidase. The record is from RefSeq and is a predicted model, not a curated record. Gene Ontology annotation, molecular function: glutathione peroxidase activity. Gene Ontology annotation, biological process: response to oxidative stress. The transcript is spliced from 2 exons. NCBI's taxonomy places the organism in Eukaryota, Fungi, Ascomycota, Eurotiomycetes, Eurotiales, Aspergillaceae. Bases 348 to 1214 code for a protein of 288 amino acids.